Messenger RNA from Protopterus annectens (West African lungfish), 1791 nucleotides. Its product is annotated as kelch-like protein 10. Gene Ontology annotation, molecular function: protein binding. Bases 1 to 1791 code for a protein of 596 amino acids. The transcript has 5 exons. The record is from RefSeq and is a predicted model, not a curated record. Lineage: Eukaryota; Metazoa; Chordata; Ceratodontiformes; Protopteridae.
AUGGGAGAACCACUUAUAACACACAGUCUUCACAAUAUCCACAUUAAGAGGAAAAUGAGUCCAACAUCAUGCAAAAUUAUCAAUCAACUCAGACUACAGGGUAAACUCUGUGAUGCAGUUAUCAAGGUCAAUGGAGAAGAAAUGGAAGUUCACAGAAACAUAAUGUGUAGUUGCAGUCCAUAUUUCAGGGCAUUGUUCACUAGUGCUUGGAGCAAAGCAGAAGAGAAGGUAUACAGCAUUUCUGGUGUUUCUGCAGACAUGAUGCAGUUGAUCAUAGAGUAUGCUUAUACUAGGACAGUACCCGUCACUGUCGACAAUGUGGAAGAGCUUCUGGUUGCAGCUGAUCGGUUUGAUGUGUUAGGCAUUGUGACAGCUUGCUGUGACUUUCUUGAGUCUCAGCUCUGCUUAGAAAACUGCAUUGGAAUCAAAAAGUUUGCAGACUGUUACUACUGCCCUGAGCUGACACAAAAGGCUAGCCUUUUCAUUCUUCACAACUUCGAAGAGAUGACAAAAGUUUCCAUUGAGUUUCUCCAGCUCUCAGCUUUGGAAUUUGAAGAAAUAAUUGAGAAUGAUGAGCUAAAUGUGAAAAAGGAGGAAGUGGUAUUUGAAGCCAUCAUAAAGUGGAUAUCUUAUGACCCACAAGACAGGAAGAAAUGUCUUCCUAUUCUGCUUACCAAGGUGAGAUUGUCACAAAUGAAUGCUAAUUAUUUUAUGAACAAUGUCAAAAAUAAUGACUAUGUAAAAGACAAUGAGGAAUGCAAGACUAUUAUCAGAAAUACCCUCAAAAUCAUGUAUGAGCUUAAUAUUAGUUCAUAUCAAGAAUUCAGGAACUUGCUAAUUAGACCCCGGAUUCCACAUGCACUCCUCUUUGCUACUGGUGGAUGGAGUGGAAGUAGCCCAACAAAUACCAUUGAAAGCUAUGAUGUUCGUGCUGACGUAUGGGUGGAUAUCACAUGGGAAAUAGAAUGUCCUCGUGCAUACCAUGGUGUGGUGUACCUAAAGGGACAUGUGUAUGUUAUUGGUGGAUUUGAUGGUGAAAAUUACUUUAACAGUGUCAAGCGUUUCAACCUUGUGGAAAGGACACAGCAGGAUGUUUCUCCCAUGCAUUCGAAGCGCUGCUAUGUUAGCGUGACCGUACUGCAUGACUUCAUUUAUGCCAUGGGGGGAUCUGAUGGUCAUGUGCGCCUGAAUACAGCAGAGCGGUAUGAGCCCGAGAUCAACCAAUGGACUUUGAUUUCUCCCAUGCAUGAGAGGAGAAGCGAUGCAAGUGCCACGACUCUACAUGGAAAGGUGUACAUAUGUGGAGGCUUUACUGGGAAUGAAUGCUUACUUACAGCUGAAACAUAUGAUCCAGAAACCAACCAAUGGACCCUGAUUGCACCAAUGAGAAAUAGACGAACUGGGAUAGGUGUUAUUGCAUAUGGAGAAUUUGUUUAUGUGAUUGGAGGCUUUGAUGGAGAAAAUAGACUUAGCAGUGGAGAGGUCUACAAUCCCCUUAACAACACUUGGAGUACCACUUCCAACAUGCUGACCCCUCGUAGCAACUUUGGAAUUGCAGUAGUGGAAGAUUUGCUGUUUGUUGUUGGUGGUUAUACUGGCAGAACAACUACUUCGAGUGUUGAAUGCUAUAAUGAGAAGACCAAGAAAUGGUGUGCUAUGCAUAAAAUAGGCAUCUCCCGCAGUGCUUUAAGCUGUUGUACCAUUCCAGGCUUGUCAAAUGUCAAACAGUUUGUACUGCCAAGACACUGGGUUGUCACUAUAAAAGGAAGUGAAAUUAUCAGCUUGCACUGA